Molecule: messenger RNA, 1539 nt
Organism: Manihot esculenta (cassava)
Lineage: Eukaryota; Viridiplantae; Streptophyta; Magnoliopsida; Malpighiales; Euphorbiaceae
Product: protein LIGHT-DEPENDENT SHORT HYPOCOTYLS 4
Exons: 1
Coding region: 572-1153 (193 amino acids)
Biological process (GO): response to light stimulus; mRNA transcription
Cellular component (GO): nucleus
Source: RefSeq, a predicted model, not a curated record
GAAAAUCAAAUCACCAAGCAAUUCAGAAAACAAAGAAAAGAUAGCAAAAAUCCACUUAAGGGUCUCAGCUUUUUUUCUAGUAUUGCUAAAACAAAGAAACUCCAAGAUAGAGAGAAAGAGGAAGGGUCCUCUCAUUCUCUCCCAUCUGUCUCAUCAUCUCCUUCAUAACAAUAUCCAAAACUCAGACUCUUCCUUCUCUCAACAGAUGCAAAUUCUGUAAUAUCAAUCAAUUUUAAUCUAUCAAAAUCUCUAUUUUCAUUUUUCUUUUAGAGCUUGAUUUUUGUCUUCUCUCUGCUGCUGCUGCUGCUGCUGCUUCUCUUCAAGUGUACUGCAAAAUUAUUGGAUCAUCAUCCACCACUCUUGCCUGUGCGCAGGUUUUAUUCACAAGCCAAAGAUUUUCACUGCUUCCUCUCUUUUGGUUUUCUGUUAAUGUUCAGAGAGUGUUAGAAAUAACCCUAGAAGAAGAACCCAUUUGCAGGAGGCAUAAGGGUUAAGGGAGGACUCACAAUCACAGAACUGCAUAUCCAAUUUAAUAAGAUCCAUCUGAGAAAAGAAACGCACACACAAAAUCAUGGAGUCGAUCCCUGAAAUGGACUUAUCCAACUCUGAGAACACCAGCUUCGAUAGUAUAAAAACCAUCACUGCCACCACCGCAACUACUAACUCGGCGGCAACUUCAUCAUCACCAUCAUCAUCUACUACUCCUAGCCGCUAUGAGAACCAAAAGCGUCGAGACUGGAAGACCUUUGGUCAAUAUCUCAACAACCAUAGACCUCCCCUCUCUCUCUCCAGGUGCAGUGGCGCUCAUGUCCUUGAAUUCCUUCGCUAUCUCGAUCAAUUUGGUAAGACCAAAGUGCAUACUCCAAUCUGUCCUUUUUAUGGACACCCAAAUCCCCCAGCUCCCUGCCCGUGUCCUCUUCGCCAAGCCUGGGGCAGUCUCGACGCUCUCAUCGGACGACUCCGGGCAGCCUUCGAGGAAAAUGGAGGCAAACCUGAAGCAAACCCUUUUGGAGCCCGUGCAGUACGGCUUUAUCUUCGCGAGGUUCGUGAUUUGCAGUCCAAAGCAAGAGGGAUCAGCUACGAGAAAAAGAAGCGUAAGCGUCCACCACAGCAGCAAAUCCAAGCUCUGCCGCCACCACCAGGUGCAACUUAACAAUUUAAAAAAAAAAAACUUCCAUCUAGCAGUCUACAAUAUUUACCUUGUAUGUGGGUACUUUUCUUUUAGUAGCAUAUUUAGGGUUAGCUGCUUUAUUAUCAUUAUUUUUUUUUUAAGAAAGAAAAAUCUGGGUUGCUUUUUCUGUUUGCUUUGACGGAAACCAUGGCUAGAUCUGGGGAUACCAUGAAUCUGCUUUUGAUGCAAACAGUAGCAGUUGUAAUAUUACUAUUGUAGUGGGACUAGUGGUGCUAGAAAAGUUGCUGAAGAAGUGAUUGUACUUGCAAGUUUAUGGUCUGAAAAACUGAUGAGAGAGCAUCUAAUUGCUCAUAGAUUAAUUAUAUGUACUGAAUAUUUAUGUAUGCCAAGCCAUAGUUUGCAUACCA